This is a messenger RNA of Candidula unifasciata, 2388 nucleotides long. The record is from the annotation of a GenBank genome assembly. Lineage: Eukaryota; Metazoa; Mollusca; Gastropoda; Stylommatophora; Geomitridae.
AUGUAUACGGUGUGUUUGGUAUAUGUUGCUGUCCUGCUAGCUGGAGUUAUCUCACAAAUAGAUGAUGAGUACACUGAACUUUGCAGCACAGCUACAACCUGUAAAGAAUGUAUCCGAUUGUCUCCCAUGUGUGCCUGGUGUGGAAGUGAGAAUUUUCCAAGAGGAGAAGCAAGAUGUGACAUUUUAAGGAACUUGGAAAGAAGAUGUCCAAAAAAUGACAUUUCAAAUCCCAAGUCAGAAAUCACAGUUAAAAGAGAUGAUGCAUGGACCAGUGGUGGGUUAUCAGCUCCACCUGUGCAGGUCAAACCCCAGGAGUUGGAGUUAAAACUCAGGCCUAAUGAGCCUGUCAGUUUUAAACUGAAAUUCAAACAGGAAGAGAAUUACCCAGUAGACCUGUACUUUUUGUUGGAUCUGAGCUAUGGAAUGGUUCGACAAAAAGAAGCUCAGCAACGUCUGAUUGAACUUGGGCGGGAUAUUCCUGGGAGCAUGUUAGACAUCACUAACAACUUCAGACUUGGCUUUGGAACAUUUGUGGAUAAAGUUCUAAUGCCGUACACAGCAUGGACAGAUGAAAUGUUGCGGAACCGGUGCCCUCUGAAUAAAGCUUGUCGGCCCCCACACGACUUCAAAAAUCAUGUUGAUCUUGGAGAUGAUGGUGUAAACUUUGCUGAUAAAAUGAAAGAGGCCUUGGAGGAUGUGUCCCAGAGUAUGGAUGAUGCAGAGGGCGGGUUAGACGGACUCAUACAAGCUCUAGAUUGUGAUGUGAUUGGUUGGAGAAAUGUGUCAAGACGUAUCAUCGUGUACAGUUCCAAUUCUCUGUUUCAUUUAGCAGGAUCCGGCAAGCUUGGUGGUGCAACCAGACAAAGCGAUCUCAAGUGUGCCUUGAACUCAGAGGGUCUGUAUGAACAUGACAAGAUAUAUGAUUACCCAUCAGUGAGUCAGGUUGCCAGCAAAAUGAAAGAGAAGAAAGCCAAUGUUAUCUUUGCAGUCAUGAGCAAUGUGACAAGCCAUUACCAACAACUGCGAUUUUUUCUAGAUGGUGCUGUGGUCGGGGAACUGGCAGAAGAUUCAAAAAAUAUUGUUGAUCUUAUCAGAGCCAAGUAUUAUGAACUGCGAUCACGCAUCAAGUUUCAGGCCAAUAAUGCAGACAAUGUGACCAUUGUGUUCAAGUCCAAGUGCCUUGGAGAUGUUGUUAGAGAAACGGCUGAUUGUGACAACUUGGAAAUCAAGUCUUCUGUGGAGUUUGAUGUGACCAUGACGGUCAGCAGGGAUGUGUGUAUAGGCCGGACUGGGUUUGUAGAGAGGACGGUUACCCUGGAUGCGGUGGGUCUGAACGAACAGCUGGAUGUCAAGUUGAGAAUCCAAUGUGAAUGUGAAUGUGAGGGUCCCGAACAUGAGGAAGUGAAGAGUGACAAGUGUACCCAUGGCAACGGAACCUUUGAGUGUGGCAUGUGCAACUGUGACACUGGCAGAUACGGCCGCCAUUGUGAAUGUGAUGAAUUCCAGAUAUCUAGUGAGAAAUCUCUGGAACAGUGCAGAAUGGACAAAAAUGAAACCCUGACCUGCUCAGGCAAAGGAGAGUGCAUCUGUGGGGUGUGUAGCUGCUUCCCAUUAAACACCAACUCUGCUCAGAGGUUCAGUGGCGACUACUGUCAGUGUAAUGAUUACAGUUGUCCUGUGGGACAGUAUGGACUCUGUGGAGGCUCAGUGAGAGGCACCUGCAAAUGUGGCAAGUGUAACUGUUUCCAGGGCUGGACUGGGGAAGACUGUGAAUGCACCACUGACACUGAUAUUUGCCGGGCUUCCACUGGGAAAAUAUGUAAUGACUUUGGCAAGUGUCAGUGUGGAAGGUGUUACUGUGAUCCAAGCAGCAACAUGGUGGGACCUAGAUGUGAGGACUGUCCAACAUGUGCCCCUCAGUGCAGUGAGUACAUUGAUUGUGCUCAGUGUAAAGCUCAUGGCACUGGCAAAUACAACAAGGAAGAGUGUGAGACAGACUGCCAGAAGUUGACUAUAGAGGUUGUUGACACGCUGGAUUCUGGGAAAGGCAUCAGGCACUGUGAUGGGAUUGAUGUUGAUGGAUGCACAUUUUUCUUCACAUAUGAGUACACCAAAGACAAUGCGGUCCUAAUCAAAGCACAGAAAACCAAAGAGUGUCCGAAGGAAGCUCCUGUUGCUGCAAUAGUUGGUGGAACUGUGGCUGCUGUGGUGCUAAUUCCUCUACUCAUCAUCUGUCUUAUUAUUUUUAUUCGUAAUCGGCGAGAUGCUAAAGAGUAUGCAGAUUUUAUGAAGGAAAGAGACAGAGCUAAGUGGGACUCUGGGGCAAACCCAAUCUACAAGGAUCCAAAAACUACAUUCCAGAACCCAACAUACAGAGGAGGAAAAUAA